Anguilla anguilla (European eel) is the source of this 7158-nucleotide messenger RNA. It is a transcript of the gene dok4, whose product is annotated as docking protein 4. Bases 94 to 1098 code for a protein of 334 amino acids. The record is from RefSeq and is a predicted model, not a curated record. Lineage: Eukaryota; Metazoa; Chordata; Actinopteri; Anguilliformes; Anguillidae. Gene Ontology annotation, cellular component: cytoplasm. The transcript has 8 exons. Gene Ontology annotation, biological process: cell surface receptor protein tyrosine kinase signaling pathway; positive regulation of MAPK cascade.
GAAGGAGGGAGGGAGGGAGGGGCAGGGUUGCCGUGCCGCCGAAAGGAAGGUCUGGAUGCUAACCCCCGCCGGCCCCGCCCAGCUCUCACAGCGAUGGCCUCCAACUUCAACGACAUCGUGAAGCAGGGCUACGUCCGCAUGCGGAGCAGGAAGCUGGGGAUAUACCGGCGCUGCUGGCUGGUGUUUAAGAAGUCCUCCAGCAAGGGGCCGCGCAGGCUGGAGAAGUACCCUGACGAGAAGUCGGCCUACAUCCGGGCCUGCCCCAAGGUGACGGAGAUCAGUAACGUAAAGAACGUGACCAGACUCCCCCGGGACACCAAGAGGCAGGCGGUGGCCAUCGUGUUCACCGAUGACACGUCUCGCACCUUCACCUGUGACUCAGAGCUGGAGGCAGAGGAGUGGUUCAAGACCCUGUCAAUCGAGUGCCUGGGGACCCGCCUCAAUGACAUCAGCCUGGGGGAGCCGGACCUGCUGGCAGCGGGGGUGCAGUGUGAGCACACAGAGCGCUUCAACGUGUUCCUGCUGCCCUGUCCCAACCUGGACAUCUACGGGGAGUGCAUGAUGCAGAUCACCCACGAGAACAUCUACCUGUGGGACAUCCACAACCCCCGGACCAAACUGGUCACCUGGCCCCUCUGCUCCCUGAGACGAUACGGCCGCGACGCCACCCGCUUCACCUUCGAGGCCGGCAGGAUGUGUGACAGUGGAGAGGGUCUCUACACCUUCCAGACUCGGGAAGGAGAGCAGAUCUAUCAGAGGGUGCACUCUGCCACACUGGCCAUCGCUGAGCAGCACAAGAGAGCCCUGCUGGAGCUGGAGAAGAACAGCAGGUUGCUGUCGAAAGGCUCGGAGGCGGGGUCGUACCCUUGCACCCCCACGGCCAUCCUCCCCCGCAGUGCCUUCUGGCACCACAUCACAGGCACUCAGGCAAGCCUGGACAAUGCCAACGGUGACCUGUUCGGCGGCUCGCAGUCUGACCCCGACGCAGACCUGCUCGCCACGCGCCUCUCCACGGAGCGCCACAGCUCGGUGCCCCUCCGUCACGGUCGACAUCCCCCCGGACACUACCUUCCCACCGCUUCCUACCCCAGCCAGUGAGGGGCGCUGUGGAGCCACUUCCUUACCGCCUCGUGUCUCGCCCUCGCAUCUCCACUGGAGCCCUGGACUUCAUUUCCGCGCCCGGUCACCCCACUCCGCCCCCUCCAGCCCCCGCCCUCCCUACCGCACCAUACCCCACACCACCCCAGCACACCCCCUUGGGCCAGUCAGGGGGUGGAAGGGCGCCACCCAGUGGGGGGCAGGGUCUGAGGGAUCGCCCCCUUCACAAAGACGGGAGGAGCCGGGCCAUGCGGCCGCCACAUCACCUAGCCUUCCCCCGGGGACAGGACUCCAACACCCAGCAGCCCCCAGCGAGGAGCUUACAGGAAGUCCCAAAGCUGCGGAGGUCUUCCCGAGACCAGCACUGGAGCCCCGCCUGGUGUAGUCACGUUGGCCGCGUAGCCAGACGCUUUUUUGUUUAUUCGUGACCCUUGUCUGUGUGAAGCUCUCUCGUGCAUGCCCCCGUCAGAGAGGAACGUUGUGACAAAUGUGUGUGCGUGCGUGCGUGGGAAAGGAGGAAGGUUAUCUACCGAGGCCUACUGUGGUUCAAUUUUCCCCCUGAUUGGGUUCACUUUGGUCAUCGUGGUCUCUUUAGGGGGUCACAGGGCCACCCCCCUGACAGACUUCUACACCCCUGACCUCCGGGUGUGAGUGGGGUGCCUGUCAGGGGUCUGGAGACGGAGUCACACCCCAUUGCAGUUCUUCCACGCUCAACAAAACCGUCGUUUUUACCGACCUUGGACAGACCAACUGCCCACACAGUUCUGCAGCAUGAUUACAAUGUAGCUCGCUUGAAUCCGUAGAACUUAAGUGUGACACACAAGAGGUCUGUAAGCUAAGAGGGUUUUGUCUCUCCUUUUAAAAGAAAUGCACAAUUACCCACAAUCCCACUGACCAAGUCUCCACGACUGAGGACGGCAGAGCUUCAGCAGUCUUUCACAGGAAAGGAGAACGGCUUUGUCGUUUUUUUAUUUCUCUUCCAUCCCUCUCUUAUUUUCUGUAGCCGACAGGGCGACUCGGACGAACUCGGUCCCCACCUCUAACUGUGCUCGGCUACAUCACAACGAUGGGCCCUGAUUUUCGUCCAGCGUUUGGAGCAGAGAGACGCCACUGGUCGGACUACAGGCAUGACUUUCCAGGGAGCUGACUUCUUUGUUUGUCAUUCAUCCAAUCAGAAGCUCCGCUUCAUUUAGCGAUGGUAAAAGUUCGCCGGCGGGAGAGGUGGGUGUGGUUUCUUGACUCCGCCUCUUUUUUUUCGGGAAGAUUGAAUCCUCUGCCCUGUUGGCUGUGAGACUUGGAAUGAAACACCAGGACCAGAAGAGACAGACGAGAACGGGUGCAACUUCAGACGUUGUUUUGUGUGUCCUCCUUUUUUGGGGAAAAAAACCCACAUCUGAACGAAACACAAUGUAAUUUAGGACGUUGUGUUCCUAAAUGUUCAUACAUUUCCUUUGCUGAUAGUAAUGCGAUGAUGAUGAUGAUGAUGAUGGUUAAGAUGACGAUGAUGAUUAUUAUUAUAAUUGUUAUUUGUGGUUGUUUUGUUUCUUAUUUUGCUCCAUGAUGCUUUUGUUCUGAUGAGUAACCCUGGUUACGGAUCCGAGCCGCCUCGAAGUAACUUUUUUGCACUUAGAGUGAUGAUUUUAAACCGAUCUGUUUUAGGCAACUCAGGAGAAAAUAGUUCUUCUAUCCGAAAGGUUGUUUUCUGAGCGCCAGCGAUGUGCGCGGAGCGAGCUCGGCCUGAGGUUUGGCGUUAACCCCCCCCCCGAAGGUCGCGAGUUAGGGCAGCCGAACCCUCCCCCCUCUUCAUUCCUGUCCCGCCCGUCCAGGACAGCCUUCACACCAAAUACUUUCUUUAGGGCUAGAGAAGGUGUUCCACUCUGGCUGAGGCUGCGGCUCGGAGAGCGACCUUGCCCCAACUGCCGACCGUCAGCGUCGCGUCCGACCUGUUCUGCUCGUUAGUCCUACCGUGCUGUCACCUGACUGGAUUACCUGGAGUUUUAAAACGAUUUGUCAUGUAUCACAAGUUUAUAUGUUGUGGUUUAGUGUUGUCUACACAAGGAGCAAAUAGAGGGUGGGAGGGUUAUUACUGAAUGACUUGUGGGAGGGUUAUUACUGAAUGACUUGUGGGAGGGUUAUUACUGAAUGACUUGUGGGAGGAUAUUACUGAAUGACUUGUGGGAGGGUUGUUACUGAAUGACUUGUGGGAGGGUUAUUACUGAAUGACUUGUGGGAGGGUUAUUACUGAAUGACUUGUGGGAGGGUUAUUACUGAAUGACUUGUGGGAGGGUUAUUACUGAAUGACUUGUGGGAGGGUUAUUACUGAAUGACUUGUGGGAGGGUUAUUACUGAAUGACUUGUGGGAGGGUUAUUACUGAAUGACUUGUGGGAGGGUUAUUACUGAAUGACUUGUGGGAGGGUUAUUACUGAAUGACUUGUGGGAGGGUUAUUACUGAAUGACUUGUGGGAGGGUUAUUACUGAAUGACUUGUUGGAGGGUUAUUACUGAAUGACUUGUGGGAGGGUUAUUACUGAAUGACUUGUGGGAGGGUUAUUACUGAAUGACUUGUGUGAGAGUUAUUACUGAAUGACUUGUGGGAGGGGAUUACUGAAUGACUUGUGGGAGGGUUAUUACUGAAUGACUUGUGGGAGGGUUAUUACUGAAUGACUUGUGGGAGGGUUAUUACUGAAUGACUUGUGGGAGGGUUAUUACUGAAUGACUUGUGGGAGGGUUAUUACUGAAUGACUUGUGGGAGGAUAUUACUGAAUGACUUGUGGGAGGGUUGUUACUGAAUGACUUGUGGGAGGGUUAUUACUGAAUGACUUGUGGGAGGGUUAUUACUGAAUGACUUGUGGGAGGGUUAUUACUGAAUGACUUGUGGGAGGGUUAUUACUGAAUGACUUGUGGGAGGGUUAUUACUGAAUGACUUGUGGGAGGGUUAUUACUGAAUGACUUGUUGGAGGGUUAUUACUGAAUGACUUGUGGGAGGGUUAUUACUGAAUGACUUGUGGGAGGGUUAUUACUGAAUGACUUGUGUGAGAGUUAUUACUGAAUGACUUGUGGGAGGGGAUUACUGAAUGACUUGUGGGAGGGGAUUACUGAAUGACUUGUGGGAGGGUUAUUACUGAAUGACUUGUGGGAGGGUUAUUACUGAAUGACUUGUGGGAGGGUUAUUACUGAAUGACUUGUGGGAGGGGAUUACUGAAUGACUUGUGGGAGGGGAUUACUGAAUGACUUGUGGGAGGGUUAUUACUGAAUGACUUGUGGGAGGGUUAUUACUGAAUGACUCUAGUCUCAUUUCCUUGUUUUUCACAGCAUCAUUUCUCAUCGCUCUCACUUCCUGCGUUUUUGAGUGACAGUUCCUGUCAACAUGUCAACGUUUGAUGCUAUUGCACAUAAAAAGGGAGGAGCGGAUAUUUUUGAGCACAUAAGUCCAUAAGCACAUAAGGGGUUACAUUGCUAAACUGGGACGGCAGGCUUCUCCUUGCGUAGCUGUGGGCAGGUUUAGGAUGUGUUUAGUGAUGGAUGCUGGAGUGGAACACCUUAAUGUCUAAGGCUAGUUAUAUAAUGCUGGAACCUAAUAAAGACCACACAUGUAUGUAUAAUUUAUUCCAUGUUAACAUUAAGAAGGGCUAAGCUUUUGUUGAACCUAUCUCUUCCUUUAUUGUCAUGUACAGCUAUAUAAUCUGUUAUAUUGUUAAAUUGUUGGUGCCCACUGGGCCCUUGUGGAUACAUAUAUUUAUUUCACACGGAGUGUGUGUGUGUGUGUGUUUGUGUGUGUGUGUGUGUGAGACUUGGGAGGGGGAGAUUAGCUUUCUGUCAUUUUUUUUUUUGCUAUGAAAAACUGCACACUUUGUGUAAUGGCGGGGAAACAAUGCCAGAUGAAUUCUUUGGAGGUUUCUUUUUUUUUGUUUAUCCAGAAAUGUAUGCUGCUGAGUGUGUCAAGCAGGCCUUUGGGGGUGGGCGGUUGUGGGGGGGGGGGGCUCCGAUAUGAGCACAGCAUCAUUGACUGUGGUCAUUUUGGGGAAAGGGGCUUCUUGUGCGUCCCGCCAGAGAAUUGUUCUGUGCAGAAUGGCAGAAUGCCCGGAAACCGUCCCAUAGUGGAUCGUUAGACGACGCCCCCACGGGCAGCCUGAUGAUAUUCCGCAGCUGCCACCCCCCCCCCCCCGCCCCCGCCCCCCCGGAUGUUCCUCUGUAAACCUCGCCGUUAGUGACUCACCCGAUGGGUUGUCUUUUCUCUCUCGCCUCAAACUUGAAUUUCUGCCUUAAGACAAUAUUUCUUUUUUUUGUGUGUGUGUUGUUGUUGCUCAUAGUCCCUCUCCUAGUGUCUCCGUGCGGUCAGAGAGGAAAUGCAAACAGUAGCUCAUUCUCUUUGAGGUUUUUUUGAUACUCCUUUUGACUAUUUCUGGACGGAGCGAGAGGUUAGAGAUUGGUUAGUGACGGUAAUGACAGAGGUGCGCGAAUGUGACUGCGCGGGUCUGCUUUACUCGAAUGAAGGGACCAGUAAACGUUUUUGUUUCCGGUGGGAAGCCUGAACGUGUAACACCAGGAAGUGACAGCGCAUUCAGUGAGAAAUUAUUUAUCCCGCUGCUGCUGCGGCUUUGUUGACGCGCAGUGUCGCGGUACGGUGAUACUUCCGUGUGAACUUGUUCGUUUCUCUUUGAUCUUGAUUGUAAAAUUGACCCUAGGUUGAAAUAAGAAAAAAAAAGCAUUGGGCGUAUGUUUCUUUUUCUAUGCACGUUCUCAAGCUCAGUUUGGUAUGCAGGUCUGCGACAGGGCUUUCAUUGAGGGCUCGCCCACCCACCCCCUCCGCCAUGGUGAUUUUUGAUGGUUUGGACAAAGGUUGCUGUUCAGCACUGCCUGUCUGCCUGUAUUGAUGACGCUGUUUUUAAAGUCUCACCAGUUUUAACAUCUCUACACUACGUCAUCAAUUGAACGCUCUACCCGUCGAGGACCCUGUUACGCAGCAUCACAGUAACAUUUAUAAUAAAAUGAUCACAUUGUUAAAAUGUUACUGCAGCUGUGAGAGGUUUGUUUGGCUCUGAGCAGGUCUGUCCAGAUUGAUGUUCUGCCAUACGGCUGGAUUUACAUGUAUUUUCUUGGCUUUUUUCCCCCAUUAUAUUCUUGUCACAAAUGUUUUCAAAAGGGGGGUUGGUUUCUCAAAAUUUUGAAAGUGUGGGGAAUUAAUUUUGUGGUAUAAAGGGAACAAACACUCCACAUCAGUGAAAGGGAGGUAAAUGCUAUGUUAAGUGUCACAACUGCUUUAAAUGUAAAUUGUGAAUUCAGUAGGCUUACUUGAUCACCAGAGGCAUACGGUGUCAGAUUCCACAUGUAACUGUCAUCUUAGAACACCAUAUGCAAGUCAUUAGUAUGACCUCUGACCUCUAUAAUCUGUCUUGGUCAUCCCUAAAAUGUUUUACAAAGGGGAGUAAUGAAACCAAUGCACAAAAAUUUUAAAUGUUUAAAUGGUUUGAGAGUCCUGUUUAGCCAACAUAAAUAAUAACACGUAACUAAGUCCAUUCUGGCAGUUGGUUCGUUUAACUUUGAAUUUUGUCCUCGGCUGUGGUUCUGUUCGUGGUAAUUCCCAAAACAAAAAAAUCCCUUUCAUUUUCAAGGUGCCACUGCUACUUUACUGAUAUUUAUCCAAUCAGGGCCCUCUACCACUUCACAGGCUACCCUAUAGCGACAUGAAGCUAAACUCGUCCGAGAAAAAGGGGAGAGUGAGGAACAGGGAAGUUUUGGGUUUUUGUUUUUUUCUUCCCCCCCCCCCCCUCCUCCUCCUUCUUUUAUGGGGUGAGAGGCACUGUGUGAUGAGGAACGCGGGGCCAGGUUCGGGAGGAGGAAGCGCGCCCGGCCCCCCGAGCGUGGAGGUUGUGAUGUAGUUCUGCUCCCAGCAUGCCGCAGCGGAGGUCACCUUGCAUGAAUUCUGUUUCUGAAACGCCAUGUGUGUCCUGUAAUGUUUGUGGUACAACAUUUUGCAGUUUUACAACUUAAAAAAACAAGAAAAAAGAAAGAGAAAAGAGAGAAAAUGAUUUUACAAUAAAAAAACAGAUGAAUUUUAAA